GCAGAUGUGGAGCGUCACAUAGAGAGCGAGUCACACCAGAGGAAGGUCAAGGCAGUGGAGCAAUCGCAGCAAAUUACCAAAUUUACAGUGAACACAGCUCCAAAGGUGGAUAAACAUGACACAACUUGAGGCGAAGGCACGACGAGCUGAGAUCAAAGUUGCUGUGACGAUGGUAAAUCACAAUGUCCCCCUUGCAGUUGCUGACCACUUCAGCCCACUGAUGAAAGAGUGUUUUAAGGAUUCAGAUGUGGCACAGAGAUAUGGUGCUGCAAGGACCAAGACUACUUGUAUUAUCAACAGGGCGAUAGCACCAUACCUUCAUGAUGAGCUGGUCAAAAAGAUGAGAAACAGGCCAUACACCUUGUCAACUGAUGGAUCAAAUGAUACAGGAAGGGAAAAGAUGAACCCAUUGACUGUGAAGCUGUUUGAUGUAGACAGGGUGGAACACAUGUUCCUAGAUAUGUGCAUCACAACUGGCACUAAUGCUGCCACAGCAGAGACCAUUUUUGAAAAAAUGGACAGUGUCCUCAAGAAGGAUAACAUCCCAUGGCAAAACUGUGUAGGUCUGUCAGUGGACAAUGCCAAUGUGAACAUGUGUGUCUGUAACUCUAUCAAAUCAAGGAUAUUAAGCAUAAAUCCGACUGUUUAUGUCCAUGGUUGUCCUUGCCACAUAGUUCACAACAAUGCCAGUGCUGCUGGGACUCAUUAUAUUGAGUUGUCAGACUUUGAUGUGGAGGAUGUGGUUGUAGAUAUUGGAUACUGGUUCAAAGCAAGCACAAAGAGAAAAUGUAGACUGGAUGAAUUCUGUGUGUUUUGUGAUACUGAGUACAUGGCUGUCAUAGACCAUGUUUCCACACGGUGGCUGAGUCUGGAGACGGCAGUAGUCCGCAUUCUACAGCUGUAUCGAGCACUUGUCAGCUACUUCAAGUCUAACAUUGAGAAACAAGCCCGCUUUAAGAGGCUUAGGAAGCAUUUUGAGGAUCCAAUGACAGAGGUACACCUCUUAUUCUACCAGGCCACACUGCCUGUCUUCACAGAGUUUAAUUUACUCUUUCAGCGCCAAGAGCCAUCUGUGUAUCUUCUCCAUGGACAGAUGAGGUCUUAUGUUAAGAAACUCAUGUCCAAGUUUGUUACCACAACUGCAAUAAAAAAUGCUGAUGUGUGUGAAGUUGAGUAUAAAGACAAACAGAACCAGGUGGCAGAUCACAAGCUUAAUGUUGGCUGGACAACAAGAACAACCCUCAACCGUCUGCAUGAAGCUGGUGAGAUCAGUCAGUACCAGGUAGACAACUUCCACAAGGCUGUGAGGGCAUUCUUUGUUGCAGCUGUUGACUAUGCCUUUAAGAAGCUGCCCUUCAAGGAGCCAGUCCUUGAACAUUCACAAUUCAUUGACUUUCAACAGAAGAUGGACUGUGAUGUGAAUGAUGCCCUAUACUUUGUGUACAGGUUUAGUCAUCUGCUUCCAUAUGGAGAUCCCAAAGAACAGGACAAGUUGAGUGAGGAGUUCCUGGACUAUCAACUUAUGGAGGAAAAGGACAUUCCCAGAAGCAUUUGGGAGCAGGCGGUGAGCAGAGUCAGUGAGCAGGAGGUGUACCACAGGAUGGAUAAAGUGUGGGCACACAUGGCCACAAUCAAGAGUCCAGUAACAGGAAUGCCUAAGCUACCCAUGCUGAGCAAGGUGGCACAACUAAUUCUAACCCUGCCACACUCUAAUGCUGAUGCAGAAAGAGUUUUUUCAAUGAUUGGACUAAACAAGACUGACACACGGAAUGCUCUGGCCUUGGAAGGCACACUGUCUUCUAUAAUGACAAUAAAGAUGUCCGGUAUGGAGCCCAACUGCUUCAAGUAUGAGCCCCCAGCAGAAGUAAUCAAGGCCUCCAAGUCAGCUGCUUCCAGUUACAACCGUGAACAUGCAGCAGCUUCAAAUGCUGGCUCAGAAUGCACCUAAGGUAAUGAUUUUCCAUCUUUUAAAAAAAAAUGUCUAUUUGUUUUGCAACUAAGUCACUCACAGCACUUCACCGCGCGCUAAAAUUGUACUUGUUCAAAAGUCUCACUCAAACAGUUUCC
Molecule: messenger RNA, 2067 nt
Organism: Acipenser ruthenus (sterlet)
Lineage: Eukaryota; Metazoa; Chordata; Actinopteri; Acipenseriformes; Acipenseridae
Exons: 9
Coding region: 116-1948 (610 amino acids)
Molecular function (GO): protein dimerization activity
Source: RefSeq, a predicted model, not a curated record